Molecule: messenger RNA, 2406 nt
Organism: Equus caballus (horse)
Lineage: Eukaryota; Metazoa; Chordata; Mammalia; Perissodactyla; Equidae
Source: RefSeq, a predicted model, not a curated record
GACUCUCCUCACGAACCUUCCACUGUCCUCGCUGGGCAAAGGCAUCAUGAGCUGUCGGAUUUCAAGCAGAUCUCGAGGAAGAGGAGGAGGAGGAGGUGGAGGAUUCCGGGGCUUCAGCAGCAGCUCAGCUGUGGGCUCUGGUGGGAGCCGGAGAUCCACCAGCAGCUUCUCCUGCUUGAGCCGCCAUGGCGGUGGCGGAAGGGGCGUCGGUGGAGGCGGCUUUGGCAGCCGGAGUCUUGUUGGCCUUGGCGGAACCAGGAGCAUCUCCAUUAGUGUGGCUGGAGGAGGCGGAAGCUUUGGCUCUGGUGGUGGAUUUGGUGGCAGAGGAGGUGGCUUCGGAGGUGGCAGUGGCUUCGGAGGUGGCAUUGGCUUUGGAGGUGGCAGUGGCUUCGGAGGUGGCAUCGGCUUUGGAGGUGGCGGUUUUGGAGGCGGCGGCUUUGGUGGAGGCCGCUUUGGAGGUGGCAGCGGCUUUGGCGGUUUUGGGGGUCCCGGUGGCUUCGGGCCUGGUGGAUUCCCUGGUGGUGGCAUCCACGAAGUGUCCAUCAACCAGAGCCUCCUGCAGCCUCUCAACGUGGGCGUGGACCCAGAGAUCCAGAACGUGAAGGCCCAGGAGCGGGAGCAGAUCAAAACUCUCAACAACAAGUUUGCCUCCUUCAUUGACAAGGUGCGGUUCCUGGAGCAGCAGAACCAGGUGCUGCAGACCAAGUGGGAGCUGCUGCAGCAGGUCCAUGUGGGCACCCGCACCUCCAACCUGGAGCCCAUCUUCCAGGCGUUCAUCGCCCAGCUGAAGAGACAGGUGGACACGCUCUGUGCAGAAAGAACGUCCCAGGACUCAGAGCUGAACAGCAUGCAGGAUCUCGUGGAGGAUUUUAAGAAGAAGUAUGAGGAUGAAAUCAACAGGCGCACGGCUGCUGAGAAUGAUUUUGUGACGCUUAAAAAGGACGUGGACAAUGCCUACAAGAUCAAGGUGGAUCUGCAGGCCAAGGUGGACGUGCUGACCCAGGAGCUUGAGUUCCUGCGAAUCCUCUAUGAUGCGGAGCUGUCCCAGAUGCAACAGAGUAUCAGCGACACAUCCGUGGUCCUGUCCAUGGACAACAGUCGGCACCUGGACCUGAACAGCAUCAUUGCCGAGGUCCGCGCCCAGUACGAGGAGAUCGCCCAGAAGAGCAAGGCGGAGGCUGAGGCCCUGUACCAGAGCAAGUAUGAAGAGCUCCAGAUCACUGCUGGCAGCCAUGGGGACAGUUUGAAAAGUACAAAGAUGGAGAUUUCUGAGCUGAAUCGGGUGAUCCAGAGACUUAGAUCUGAAAUUGACAGCGUCAAGAAGCAGAUCGCUGCGCUGCAGCAGUCCAUCAGCGAAGCUGAGCAGCGUGGGGAGAACGCCCUCAAAGACGCCCAGAACAAGCUGAACGAGCUGGAGGCCGCCCUGCAGAGGGCCAAGGAGGACCUGGCCCGGCUGCUGCGUGACUACCAGGAGCUGAUGAGCACCAAGCUGGCCCUGGAUGUGGAGAUUGCCACCUACAGGACCCUCCUGGAAGGAGAGGAGGGCAGGAUGUCUGGAGAGUGCGCCCCGAACGUGAGCGUGUCUGUGAGCACCAGCCACACGAGCAUCAGUGGAGGAGGAGUCCGAGGAGGCGGCGGUUUCAGCUCUGGCGGCGGAGGGAGCUACAUGUCCGGAGGGGGCAGUUACAGCUCUGGAGGUGGUGGUGGUGGCUUCGGCUCCGGAGGCAGCAGUAGGGGCCACAGAGGCGGCUCUGGAGGCGGCAGCGGCAGCUAUGGCGUCAGGAUUUCUGGUGGCGGCGGCUCUGGAGGCAGCUUCAGCUCGUCAGGAGGCCGGGGAGUCAGCUCUGGGGGCAGCAAGUCCUCUGGUGGCAGUUCCAGCGUGAAAUUUGUUUCCAGCAGCUACUCCCAAGGGAGCAGAUAAAGAGGUGCUGUCUUUCCUGUUAGCUCUCCCUCCCAUCACUACCUUAAUGCUUGGCGAGGUCGAGGUCAACUGCCACAGCCUUAGUGGAGAGCUGAGCUAUGGUCAGUUCCACUGGUUCCUCCCAGCUCCCCCGCUCUCUCCUUUCUCCUCUGCUUCCCAAAGAAGGUUUCAGAUCAGAGGCAAUCCCAGUCCCCGGCUAUGACCCUGCCUUGUGCUUUGCCUGCGAGACAGCUCAGCCAUCCCACGACACACAUUCCAUUUCAAAGCAUCUCCUUCAGUCAGCCAGAGCCGGGCUGGUGAGACCCACAGCUUCUUGCUGCGUGGAGACACGCUCUGGACAGCUCGUUGGGGUCCCGUGUCUUGCAGCAAGCUCUGUGCUGCUUUGGUUUUGUAUAGAAGGUGUAAGCAAGUUGAUUGUCUCUUGUGAAGAGGUCUUAACUCCCCUUUUCCUCGUGUUGCUGCAAUAAACUGCAUUUGAAAUUCUC